Aspergillus terreus NIH2624 is the source of this 1863-nucleotide messenger RNA. RefSeq names its product flavin-containing monooxygenase. The record is from RefSeq and is a predicted model, not a curated record. Gene Ontology annotation, molecular function: flavin adenine dinucleotide binding; N,N-dimethylaniline monooxygenase activity; NADP binding. The coding region runs from base 1 to 1863 and encodes 620 amino acids. NCBI's taxonomy places the organism in Eukaryota, Fungi, Ascomycota, Eurotiomycetes, Eurotiales, Aspergillaceae. The transcript is spliced from 4 exons.
AUGGCAGCAGUUGAAGGACAGACCAUCCCCCAGCCCGUGUUCCCGUUUCCCAAUGGCCAUGCGUCGUCAACGGCCGGGGACUUCUCUCGGGCUAUCAAACAGCUGUCUGUGACCGAGAAGGAGGUGGAGGGCACGAAGCCGUCAUUCGAGCUGGAGGAACAUCCGAUAGAUGAGGUUCGUCCGAUCAAGGUCGGCGUCAUUGGAGCAGGACUAUCGGGUAUUACGGCCGGGGUGUUGCUACCGGCGAAACUACCUGGGCUAGAUCUGCGGAUCUACGAUAAGAACGAGGAUGUGGGAGGAACAUGGUUCGAAAACACGUAUCCCGGCGUUCGAUGCGACAUCCCAGCCCAUGUAUACCAGUCUGGAUUCUCACCGAAUACGCAAUGGACGGAAGAGUUUGCCCAAGGACACGAAAUCCGGGCUUACUGGCAGGGACUGGCUCGGAAGUACGACGUGUAUAAGUACCUGCGGUUUCAGCAACAGAUCAAACAGGCCGUAUGGAUCUCCAAUCAGGGCAAGUGGAAAGUGACGAUCGAGGACUUGCGUGAGCCAGGAAAGAUCUACGACGAGUACCUUGACGUUUUGAUAAACGCCAUCGGCCACUUCAAUGCCUGGAAGCUGCCAGAUUACCCUGGCCGGGAUGAAUACCAAGGAGCUCUAUUCCACUCCUCGCACUGGGACCACAAUGUUGACCUGAAGGGCAAACGAAUUGCCUUGAUUGGAAACGGAGCGUCUGGGCUGCAGGUGUUGCCAUCAAUCCAGCCCAUUGCUGAGCACGUCGAUCACUAUGCGCGUAACAAAACGUGGAUUGCCGAUUCAUUCGGCACAACAGGUGUACGUCGAUUGGAACCGAACUUGUUCCCCGCCGACCAGCUGGAGGGCUUCAAAGACCCGGAUGUCUAUCUCGCAUACCGCAAGAAGGUGGAAAGUGGCUACUUCUCCCGCUUUGGCGCCAUCUUCAAGGAUUCCCCAGAGAAUCGGGACCAACGGGAGAAAUGGACACAACUCAUGCUCCAGCGGAUCAAAGACAAACCAGAAUUGGCUGAUAAGAUCAUCCCCGACUUUCCGCCCAACUGUCGUCGACCAACCCCCGGUCCAGGGUACCUCGAGGCUCUGACGAAGGAGAACGUCAGCUAUAUCCAGACGCCGAUCCAGAGAUUCACACCUACCGGAAUUGUCACCACGGAUGGAGUCGAGCGUCCAGUGGACGUGGUGAUCUGUGCUACCGGCGCCAACGUGGACCACGCUCCACCCUUUUCCAUCAUCGCCGACGGGGUCGACUUGAAGACUGCAUGGAAACACGACGGUCUAUUUGGUUUCCCUUACAACUACCUCGGUGUAGCCACUCCUGGUUUUCCGAAUCUCCUUUGGAUUGGGGGCCCCCACUCGACAGGCCACAGUGGUAGUGUCCCAAAUAGUAUCGAAAAUCUGGUCACAUAUAUCGCCAAGCUGCUGCGCAAAUUGCGAAGCCAAGGGAUCAAGGCAAUGUCCCCAUCGAAACAGGCGACGGAUGAUUUUGUCGAGUACUGUGAUCGAUUCUACCCUCGAACCGUGUGGACUGCCAACGAUGACUCGUCUCCUGGUCAGAAAAACUGCAGCUCUUGGUACAACGGCGGUCGUCCAGGAGGGCGUGUCCAUGGACUGUUCCCCGGGAGUGCUGUUCAUCUGAACUAUAUUCGCAGGGACCCUCGCUGGGAAGACUGGGAAUAUACCUACACGAAUCCCAGUGGCAACCGUUUUGCGUACUUCGGAAAUGGAUGGACUUCCCGAGAACUGCAGAAAGAUGCAGAUUUAACGCCACACUUGAAGCGGCCGGAUGAGAUUGAUUUGCGCUCAUAUCUAGAGGGGUGGUGGGACGUGUAG